Messenger RNA from Setaria italica (foxtail millet), 1437 nucleotides. RefSeq lists its product as uncharacterized. The transcript is spliced from 8 exons. Bases 98 to 1252 code for a protein of 384 amino acids. The record is from RefSeq and is a predicted model, not a curated record. Lineage: Eukaryota; Viridiplantae; Streptophyta; Magnoliopsida; Poales; Poaceae.
CUGCUACGUUCCGAAUUUCCGAGUUCUCUCUUCUACCAGCACUCGCAUGCAUGCUCUGGAUAAUCUGGGCGUGAAGUCUAUGCUUUGAAUACUGAGAAUGAAAUUAAAUCCGCUCCUUACGGUGUUGUCUGCGGCAGCAAUCGGGUUCUUCAUUGGCGUUUCCUUUCCUGUACAAAUCACACCAAAGGUAUUCCCGUUGAGCUUUGGUGAUGGGAACUGCACCUUCGGUGGCAGCUACAUACUUGGCCGACUUUCGACGGCAUUUAGAAACAGCACUUCUACAGUGGAGGGGACUCCAGUCCUGCAGCCAAAUGCCACUUCAGAGAAGGUGGUUGCACUGGCAAAGCCGAAAGGCGCGGAGAGGCUACCACCAAACAUCAUAGUUCGAGAGUCUGAUCUCCACAUGCGCCGGCUGUGGGGACACCCGCGUGAGGACACCCCCACUCGCAAGUACCUUUUGGUGCUGACAGUUGGUUACAGUGACAAAGUCAACGUCAACGCCACAGUUCACAAGUUCUCGGAAAAUUUUGACGUGUUGCUAUUCCACUAUGAUGGACGGACGACAGAGUGGGACGAGUUCGAGUGGUCCAAGGAGGCCAUCCAUGUUAGCGCUAGGAAGCAGGCCAAAUGGUGGUAUGCCAAGAGGUUCCUGCACCCAAGCAUCGUGGCGCCGUAUGAGUACAUCUUCAUCUGGGACCAGGACCUCGGCACUGAGACAUUUGAUGCGGAGGAGUACAUCAAGAUUGUGAAGAAGCACGGGCUGGAGAUCUCGCAGCCGGGCAUGGACAUCACCAGAGGGGUGAAGACCUACGACGUCAAUGUCAGAAGGAACGACACCGAGAUACACACGUCGACUUCUGUCGGUAAGUGCAGUGAGGACGUGCACAAGCGGCCGUGCAGCGCUUUUGUGGAGGUGAACGCGCCCGUCUUCACGAGGGAGGCAUGGUCUUGCGUCUGGCACAUGAUCCAGAGCGACCUGGUCCAUGGAUGGGGCCUCGACUGGAAUUUCUGGAGAUGCGUCGACGAGCCUGAGGAGCAGAUCGGCAUCGUGGACACGCAAUACGUGGCGCAUCACCGGGGGUUUACACUGGGGAACCCGGGCAACGAGACCGUGGAUGGAAGCCGCCGCAAGGUGAGGCUCCGGGCGUCGGCCGAGUUCGGCAUGUUCAAAGCCAGGUUGAACAACGCGGACAAGCUCCAGGCAGCAGCUCUUCUUGCACAAUCUGGUGCCGCCACGCCCACGCAGUCGUAGUCAUUGCUAGGGGGAGGGAUGCCAGCUACAUGUACUCUCCCAAAGUGUUGUCGUCUACAGUGAGUCAAUCAAAAGCCAUGUCAUUGCACCUAGGUUCCAAUCUUAUAAACUACACAUGGCAAUUCUAAGAAAGGUAAACGCGGAAUGUAAAUGCAAUAAGAAAUGCGGAAGGUAAAUGAGGUAGA